UGCCCCAACAACAGAAAAGUGGAAGCUUCAUAUUUAGGCUGUUCUUGAAAGAGCCGACCUCAGAAAUUAAAGACACGAAGAAACAUAAUGGGUUCUUUCAUGCUUCUAAACAAGUUCUCUCUUCUCUUCCUCCUCGCUUCAACAGCAUUUCUUUCACCAUCUUUUGCAGGUCGACGAUCCAAGUUUGUGAAACUGGCGAACCAAGUGGAUGCCACUAUUUAUGAGGAAUUAAGCAAGCCAUCAAAGCAGGAUGAAUUAAGCAUGAUCCACGAAAGGCUUCUGCGAGCAAACACCAAAGACUAUGGAAAAUAUGAUCCUGCUCCAGCUCUCGUUAAACCUCCUUUCAAGCUCAUACCAAACUGAAGGGUUUUGGCCAUUAAGGGCUGACUGAGAGUCGAAGCACUAGCUAGCUAUUGUAUAUAUCAUAUUAUAUAUAUUUAAAUAAAUGAAGAAAGAGCUUUCUACUAUAUCUACAUGUAUACACCAAGUUUUGAUCACACCAAAGAUGCGUUACUUUUAUAUAUAUAUAUAUAUAUAGCUUUGUUAGGAGAGAGUAUGUAAGUAUAAUUAAGCUGUGUCACGUCAACUGGUCAUGUUAUUUCCAAAUUAUGCAAUUAACUGUAUACAGAUAUGCAAAAUAAUAAAUGUUGUCUGUUUAUGUCUCUA
This is a messenger RNA of Hevea brasiliensis (rubber tree), 666 nucleotides long. RefSeq names its product protein CASPARIAN STRIP INTEGRITY FACTOR 1. The transcript is spliced from 4 exons. Bases 88 to 363 code for a protein of 91 amino acids. The record is from RefSeq and is a predicted model, not a curated record. NCBI's taxonomy places the organism in Eukaryota, Viridiplantae, Streptophyta, Magnoliopsida, Malpighiales, Euphorbiaceae.